AUGUGGUUGAUUUUAUGGAUCUGUUAUUGUUUGUACUAUCUAUCAUACGCUACCCCAUGGCGUCCUCUGAACCCAAUGCUCGGUGAGCAAAUAGACCUAGUUGGACCGAUAAACCAGAGUUUCGUUCCUAAUUGGAACAUCGAGAACGACGAGACCAGAGGUACGAUCGAUAGUCCCGACUCGAACGAUGCGUUCAAUUCGACGCAGAUCCCCUUCAAUUCAAUCGAUCGUGAUCGUGAACCCUUGGACGAGGUGGAACGCAUCGAGCCCAGACAUUGGCCAGUCAGACCAGAUAUAUUGUACACACGAAGAGCUGUUCCAUCCACUACAGAGAUCUCGUUACCGCGGAAUCCGCUUAAUCCUCCCACUCUUGCUCAAAGAGACCCGUCGACGCAAAGAUACCCCUCCGUGACAGCACCACCACCCACAGCAUCCGUCGAUGAGGUCUUCUGCGACUUUGGAUCAUUUCCGGCGCAGACACUUUGCGAGUGGCAAAAUGGCGACGACGCGUUGGAAUGGACAGCCGGUACCGGCAUGGGCACGAACUGGAUGGGUGGUCCCCCAAGUGACUAUACCACUGGUACCAUGGAGGGAGGGUACGCCUUUCUAGAAACAUCGCAAUUACCAUUGAAAGAUGGCAAACUGAAAAUCUUGGGAGGAUUGUUGCACAGUCCUCAGUUAGGUAGUACAGAGGUAACCGGGACUUGCGUCAUGUUCAAAUAUACCAUGGAUGGCCUGAGCAUCGCUGGUCUAAGGAUUUUGCUUCACAUGGGUACGGACGAAUACUCUAUCAAGAAAGCACAAACCGAGGAGAUCACACCGGAGAACGUGACGAUAUCAACCUGUAAAUCGGUGGAAGUUCCUAACGAGCGUGUUAUUUGGAACGCACAGUAUUACACCCUAGGCGUUUGGCAACAAGCGCAAUUGCUCUAUACUUAUCCUCUGUUGCAUUCGGUGAUCAUCGAGGGGAUUCCUGUAGAUCCUACUGAUCCAGCGCGUCUGUACAGAGGAUACCUAGCUGUGGACGAUAUAGAUUUGCAGCCGGGUGCUUCGUGCGUUGGCUUCUGUAAUUUUGCUAGCGGAUUUUGCGACUGGAGCAACGAUGCAGAGGAUGACUUUGACUGGACGAUUAGUCGGGGUAGUGGAAAUCCAACGACCGGACCAGCAACCGACAGUUCCAGCGAUCGUUCAGCGUCUGGAGGAUACGCCUACAUAGACUCUUCGUUUCCACGUAGACCAGGAGAUAGAGCCAGGCUCCUCAGUACGAGUUUCCCCGCGCCAAGUGCUAAUACACCCAUGUGUAUGCACUUCUGGUUCCAUAUGUUUGGCGCUGGAAUUGGUACCCUGAAGCUCUUUCUGCGUUACUUCCGUAGCAUGGACGCGCCGCUACGAGAGAUUUGGAGCUUAAACGGGAACGCUGGAAACACGUGGUUUGUCGCUCAAAUUACGAUCAGCUCUCUCGAUGACUUUCAACUUGUCUUCGAAGCUUCCGUGGGGAACACAGGAAUGGGAGACAUUGCUAUCGACGACAUCUCUUUCACGCAAGGCUCCUGUCCUGUCUCGCCUCAAGUUGCCGCGCCAACACCGCGUGACUGUACUUUCGAAGUGGACGAAUGUGACUGGAUCAAUUCUCGCGAUCCGGAUCGAGUUGAAUGGGAGAGAGUGUCCAUUCAAGCAUUGAGUCCGAGGAAUCAACGAAAACCGUACAGUAAUGGAUAUACGAUCAACCGAAGAAACGAGCAUUUCCUUGGUCUGGGUCGUCCAAGAGGAGGACCGCGAUCAUCCGGCGGUGGGACAGCGCAACUUGUCAGCCGAGAGAUGAAAGGCACCGACGAGCCACUUUGUGUCACUUUUUGGUACUUCAUGUUCGAAUCAUUCAUCGAUUCAACCGGGCCAAGUUUAGGAGUGCUUCGCGUGUCUAUUCAAACAAGCGGGGAAUCUUCGUCGGAAUCUAGACCAAUCUGGCAGUUGUACAAUAACCAAGGACCAACCUGGAAUUAUGCACAGAUUAAUAUAAACGAGAGGAAAGACUUUAGCGUAGUGUUCGAAGGUACUUGGGGUCCUAAUCGUGCCAGCGGCAGCAUCGGUAUCGACGAUAUUUCAUUUUAUACUGGCAAUUGUACCGUGAAACCGAUUAGUGCAUCGGUAAGAGCAGAGGAUUGUAGCUUUGAGAAAGGAUUGUGCGGCUGGGAAAAUAUUACUUCCUCGGAUAACGAGCGUGCGGUCACCUGGCAGCGCGCAUUUCUUGCUCAUCGUCCAGCACAAUUGUUGGACAAAACCUUCGGUGCGACAGGCGACUUCGUUUUUUUCGACAUUUUUACAACGAAUAAAAAAUCUACCGACGUACGGUUACGAUCACCGGUUAUACAAACGUCACCCGACGAAGAAUCCGUGUGUUUUACGUUUUGGUUUGCCGCUUUCGGAGUCGAGGAAUCCACGACUUUGCAAAUCAUUAAGGCGAAUACCGAAGACGACCAGAACGACGACGAAGGCGCUGGGAAACAGGAACAACCCUUAUGGUCGCUAACAGCGAAAGGAUUUAAUAAUCCAAGACCUGUAUGGACAGCUGCACAAGUGACCAUAGAUGCUCGCGUACCCUAUCAUCUUAUUUUAAGAGGAAGCGCUAGUAAUGGAGGUUUCGCAAUCGAUGAUAUAAAAUUUCAGCCCCAAAGUUGCACAAUUCGACCAAUUGCGGCACAACCCGUCAAUAAUGAAAAUUAAGGUGACAAUACCAAGAGCCACUCCUGUAUUUAAACUAUCAACUCCGUUUACUAAAGGUAUGUUAAUACGAAUGCCCUUUCGUUCCUUUAAUAAUUUAUAUGAAUCUAAACUAAAACCCUCGGUUUCUCCGCUCAAGACAAG
This is a messenger RNA of Colletes gigas, 2862 nucleotides long. Its product is annotated as MAM and LDL-receptor class A domain-containing protein 1-like. The transcript has 11 exons. Lineage: Eukaryota; Metazoa; Arthropoda; Insecta; Hymenoptera; Colletidae. Gene Ontology annotation, cellular component: membrane. The record is from RefSeq and is a predicted model, not a curated record. The coding region runs from base 1 to 2721 and encodes 906 amino acids.